AUGUAUAGAUCUUUCAUCUAUUUGGAGUUUGAUGUAGAAAGACGAGAAUAUAACUUUGAAUACUUUGCUGAAAGUGCCGGCUCAGGGUUCAUGGUUGGCACCUUGGGCGGGAGUUUCUGCCACUUCUUCAAGGGUUUCGCCCAUAGAGCACCGUCAAUCAGAACAAAAUUUGGUGGCGGAAUCAAUGCAAUGCGUUUUAACACUUUACGCACAGGAGGAUUUUUUGCUAGUCUUUUCUUGGCAAUUGACAUUCCGUCUUAUCUCUUUUAUGAAUACCGUGGUCAGAGGACCGUUUGGACGGAUAAAGCAAUCUCACUCGCCAUUGGUGGUGCUACCAUGUGGGCACCUCGUGGUAUUCGUUCUGCCUCAAUCGCUGCCCUCACGUCUGGUGGCAUCUAUACUGUUAAUCAAGGCAUUAAGGUUGUGCUAAAAAAUGCCGAGCCCGAGUAUAAUGAGGAGAGAAGCCAUCACUCGCUUUUCAUCCAAGUCAUGUGGAGUGCAUGGGAUUCCAUAGCUUCAAGGAUUAGGUAUAACCGUCUACGAACUAGCAGGCCAAGCCAUGGUGAUUGGUGA
Messenger RNA from Chenopodium quinoa (quinoa), 573 nucleotides. RefSeq names its product probable mitochondrial import inner membrane translocase subunit Tim17 3. Gene Ontology annotation, molecular function: transmembrane protein transporter activity. The record is from RefSeq and is a predicted model, not a curated record. Lineage: Eukaryota; Viridiplantae; Streptophyta; Magnoliopsida; Caryophyllales; Amaranthaceae. The transcript has a single exon. Gene Ontology annotation, cellular component: mitochondrial inner membrane; TIM23 mitochondrial import inner membrane translocase complex. Bases 1 to 573 code for a protein of 190 amino acids. Gene Ontology annotation, biological process: protein import into mitochondrial matrix.